UUUUGGUACUUCGGAAAGGAACCUGAAAUACAAGCUGAAGCAUUGGUUUUAUCGCCUCGUUCCAUUCACACACACUCUCUCUCUCUCCUGCCAGAUCUAAUUAAAUUAGGGAAGAUACGCACGCAUGUAUGAGAAAACAAUUCAACAGUAGUUGCUCAAUCUAGACUGAUUAUAGCAAUUAUCGAUUCGAAUUCAGACUCAACAAGUUUCACUUCUCUCCAAGAUCACUGCUUGAUUGUUCUGCCAUUUCAAAUUGAUGGCUUCGACGAUGCUCGCUCUCGCCUCUGCAUCUGCCUCAGCUUCAGCUUCACUUUCACUCCAAGAUAAUGGCAAGACAAAAUUGAAGCUGGGAGGCUCUGAUCAUGCUACUUUCUUGAAGGAGAAAAGCAAUCCCUUCACAAAGACUAAGUCCUGUGGUCAGAUAACUAUGAGUGUUGCAGUCAAUGUUUCUCGUUUCGAGGGUAUAACAAUGGCUCCUCCUGAUCCAAUUCUUGGAGUCUCUGAAGCAUUUAAAGCAGACACAAACGAAAUGAAACUCAACCUCGGAGUUGGGGCCUACCGAACAGAAGAACUUCAACCUUAUGUUCUUAAUGUUGUAAAAAAGGCAGAGAAUCUUAUGCUGGAAAAAGGCGAAAACAAAGAGUAUCUUCCAAUAGAGGGUUUGGCUGCAUUUAACAAAGCUACUGCAGAAUUAUUAUUUGGAGCCGAUAACCCAGUAAUUGAACAACAAAGGGUUGCUACUGUUCAAGGUCUUUCAGGAACUGGUUCUCUUCGACUUGCUGCUGCACUCAUUGAAAGAUAUUUCCCUGGGGCAAAAGUUGUAAUAUCAUCCCCAACUUGGGGUAACCACAAGAAUAUUUUCAACGAUGCCAGAGUUCCUUGGUCUGAAUACCGCUACUAUGAUCCAAAAACAGUUGGUUUGGAUUUUGAUGGGAUGAUAUCCGACAUAAAGGCAGCCCCUGAAGGAUCUUUUGUGUUGCUUCAUGGCUGUGCUCACAACCCAACUGGCAUUGAUCCAACCCCAAAACAAUGGGAAAAAAUUGCUGAUGUAAUUCAAGAAAAGAACCAUAUUCCAUUUUUUGAUGUUGCAUACCAGGGAUUUGCAAGCGGAAGCCUUGAUGCAGAUGCAUCUUCAGUGAGGUUGUUUGCUGCACGUGGUAUGGAGCUCCUAGUUGCUCAGUCGUACAGUAAAAAUUUGGGUCUUUAUGCAGAAAGGAUUGGAGCAAUCAACGUUCUCUGCUCAUCAGCAGAUGCUGCAACAAGGGUAAAGAGCCAACUGAAAAGGCUUGCUCGAUCCAUGUACUCAAAUCCUCCCAUUCAUGGGGCUAAGAUUGUUGCCAAUGUUGUUGGGACUCCAACUCUUUUCAAUGAAUGGAAAGAGGAGAUGGAAAUGAUGGCUGGUCGGAUAAAAAUUGUGAGACAAAUACUAUUUGACAGUCUCUCUGCAAAGGACAAGAGUGGGAAGGAUUGGUCAUUUAUCCUCAAGCAGAUUGGCAUGUUCUCUUUCACAGGCCUGAACCAAACUCAGAGCGACAACAUGACAAUUAAGUGGCAUGUGUACAUGACCAAAGACGGGAGAAUAUCCUUGGCGGGAUUAUCAUCAGCCAAAUCCGAAUAUCUUGCAGAUGCCAUCAUUGAUUCUUUUCAUAAUGUCAAAUGAAAAGAGAUGAAUAUCAUGGGAUAAUACACAUUAGAGCGAACCGUUGGAAUUUUCGGUGAGCCCAUUUGUUUGCCAUUAGUUAAUUGAAAACAAUUUUGUCAAAAUCUUGUAAUAAUAUAUAUGUCUGCCUUUUAAACCGAAGCUAAAGUUUUGAAGUUUUAUGAGGCAAUAUUGUAACUGUGUAUUUCAUUCCCUGAAAACAGGUGUUCUUUAAGAAAAUGUUGACUUCUUGCAGCUAAUCUUUAUGUAGCA
Molecule: messenger RNA, 1912 nt
Organism: Camellia sinensis
Lineage: Eukaryota; Viridiplantae; Streptophyta; Magnoliopsida; Ericales; Theaceae
Gene: ASP5
Product: aspartate aminotransferase 5
Biological process (GO): biosynthetic process; amino acid metabolic process
Molecular function (GO): pyridoxal phosphate binding; transaminase activity
Source: RefSeq, a predicted model, not a curated record